AUGACAUCUACAAAUAUUGAUUGGAAGCUAAUGAUUGAUAUGAAAUUUGAUUCAUCAGAGACAACUUUUCAAUUUUGGCACGCAUAUGGUGCACACGGUGGCUUUGGCGUUAGAAAACAUUAUGUGAACAAGAAUAAAAAAAAUGGUUCUAUAUCAUCAUAUAGGUUUGUUUGUUGCGAGGAAGGACUACGACAUGAAGACAAGAGAGAUGCUUUUGUUAAUAGUCGUAGAGUUGAAACUAUAACUAAUUACAAAGCAAGGAUUUCUAUUGUAUUAAAGAAUGAAAAAUUUAUUAUUCGCAAAUUCAUAGAGGAUCAUAACCACUUUAUGCAACAACUAGAGACCACAUACAUGCUAGCAUCACAUAGAAAGAUAACCGAGGUCCAAACAUAUGAAAUUGAUUUAGUUGAUGACUCUGGAUUAAGACAAAAGUCAACAUUUCAACUUAUGUGCACACAGGCGCGACAUAGUUCUAAUCUUGAAUAUACACGUCUGGGUAUAAAUUUUUUAUCUCAAUACAAGAAGACAAAGAAGCAUGGUGUAUGA
This is a messenger RNA of Lathyrus sativus (Indian pea), 546 nucleotides long. The record is from the annotation of a GenBank genome assembly. Lineage: Eukaryota; Viridiplantae; Streptophyta; Magnoliopsida; Fabales; Fabaceae.